Orbicella faveolata is the source of this 4430-nucleotide messenger RNA. RefSeq names its product porphobilinogen deaminase-like. The record is from RefSeq and is a predicted model, not a curated record. Gene Ontology annotation, molecular function: hydroxymethylbilane synthase activity. Lineage: Eukaryota; Metazoa; Cnidaria; Anthozoa; Scleractinia; Merulinidae. Gene Ontology annotation, biological process: heme biosynthetic process. Gene Ontology annotation, cellular component: cytoplasm.
UUUUGAUGCUAAUGUUAGCCUUGUUCAGCAUAUCUCUACAGCAGCCUUAGUUUGGCUGUGGAGCAGGACUGACCUGCAGAAAUCCUUCUUACCAAUAGUCAUGGUCUUCAUGGCUGUGACUUGCUACCGACCCCUCCUUAUCGAAGUUUUGAGCCAUGUCUUGGGUAUUCAGUCUUGGAGCUUGCUGCUGUUAAAAACCACCAUUACUUCCUGCAUUGGACUAGUUGCUCUUCAGCUGUAUCUGACAUUAACCACUGGCAAACAGGCCAGGACUUAAGGAAGAGACCUUGCGCUUGUUAUUUAUGCAACUUUGAAUUGUCAGAAAAGCAGUUUAGGAACAAUAUUGUAACAUCAAUCUAUGAAGCCUAUGGUUAUCAUACUGAAAAGGCUGGCUUGAAUUUUCAACAGUUGUUCGGAAGUGAAAGCUUCUUGUUUAUGGCCAAACUCCUUGAAAAGCAAUUGCACUUUUCGAUACUGUAAGGUGUAGGUCUUGAAAUGUCGUUGAAAUUUAAAUUAAAGUCCUUGAAUAAAAUCAAUAUCUGUGAAUUGCAUACAUAAUCCUCAUAAGAUAUUGGCAGUGAAAGGUCAGUUCAUUCUACAUGUACAGUGCUUUCAAUACGAUUUGCAGUAGGGGACUACUCUGAUACAGUACCCAUCAGAGAGCAAUACUAAAGGUGCACAACAACUUCCUCUAGGGUGCCAAUUUUAUAUGUAACUGUUCAUAUUAUAACUGGCAAUUCACAAUAGAAUAUCCAUUGUACCUCUAGCUGGUACCUAUUUAUACACCUGGGUAGAGAGAGGCACUGUGAGAGUGAAGUUUUUUUGCCCAAGAACUCAAUGUUAUGACCCUGGCCAAGGCUUAAUCCAAAGUGUGCCACCAUGUCCUCUAAAUAUGUAGCUGCAAUGUCAUCCCAUACAUGUAGGCACAUGACUCCUCUCGCCCGAGACUCAGUCAUGGAGAAAAUGUGUUUGAUUCAUUGCCCCACUUCCAAGUUUUUGGUGUUCCCAAGUCAAAUAUGCUUCAUAUAGUAUUACAUGUUCAAGUCCAGAGUUCCAGAUAAUUUUUCAACGCAGUUUGUCGAUGAGGAAUUCCAACAGAUAAAUUCCCACUGUUCUCACCAAAUCAAUAUAAAUUUUCGAUUAAUUUGCUGGGUCAUGCAACUGACCUCAUCAGGUCUUUGACCUGAGACCUUUCACUUCUCUGGAACAGAGCAAGUCACCCUCGUAAUCACCUCUUUUAUCCAUAUGGUCCCUUGAUGUUCGUGUAUAUACAGACAAACACUUGUCUGACCCUAAGAGAAAAGUCCAGCUGCCUUCAUCUGGUGCUAAAGUUUAAACGAAAAUCAGCAAACAACAAUCAUGAAACUGCUACAUGUACAUUUAUGAACAAUGAACACUGAACAUUAGCAUUCCCAAUUUGUGAUUUGUGUAUCUUUCUCUAACAAGGAAGAAUGAAAAAUCAUUUGGCAACUAAGAGGAUGGUUUAAUUUUAACUAAGUUUGGCUGCCCAUAAGUGCCAUGGAAUAAGUACAUUUAGCAACAAAUUAUGGAAGCAGGCUGACGUUGUCGUUGACAAUGUUGCAUGUAAUAAUUUUUCUAGGACUGACACAGACACAGAAAUUCAGUUAACUCUCCAUGCCAUGUUUGCCUAUGACUGUCAGAUCUUUCGCUUUCUAAAGAGCUGCAGUUGCUGAAUUCAUAUUAGAGGUGGAAAACUGUCUUGGACUGAAAACUUGUCUUCAAAUGGAAAACUUGUGUGGCAUGAAUCCAGUAAAGGAUGGGUUUCCCUUUUUUCAACGAGAAAACAGGACGGAAAACUCAUCUUAGACAGAAGACUCACUUAAAUUCAUACUUGGCAUGAAAAUCAUGACAAGUUUCAGUCGUGAUUUUAAGGUGGGUUACCCUCAUUAAAUUCAUAUUAGACUGUAUCCUGUCAAAAGGAAUUCCAUCCGUGACUAGUUUCUCUAGUUUAAAAUAUCAAUACGGCUAGUGAUGCACACACUUGGGAAUAUUUAACAGGAAAAGUAAAGUACUUUAAUAAGACCCAGCCUGUGGUUUGCACUAACAUUAACUUUCACAUUUUCACAAUUCACAAGUUUGCAGAUGUCAAACUACAUGUAUGUUAACAUAAAAAUACACCCACCAAUUUCCAUGGCUAUGAAUUGUAUACCAUAUAGGGGUUGUUGUAAGAACUUCACUGAUGCAACUCCCACAUGUAAUUAUAACCUGAAUAGAGCAGUUUUCAUUUGAGUGUCAAAAGGUAAUUGGUUUUGUAUCACCAUGUUACACGAUUGGCUUAAGAAAUGUAUGCCAUUUUUUCAUCCAAUCGUGCAUAUUUCUGGUGCUUUGUGUCACCUACAUGUAAUUAUUUUGAGUUUUGAUUGGUUCACUGGAUUUUCUGUGUCCUUUGUGAUUUGGCUAGAGUGAUUACUUUGGUUCUGGUUUCAAAACACUCAAUUGAAAACCACUCUAAUACAUAUAUUUCAUAAUACAUCAACAAUACAUCAGCAUUGUUUGAAAUAUAGAUUUAUUCCAAGAAAUGAGAGUGAUAUAAAAAAAGCCCCAUUUUCUUACAACUAGUAACACACUGCAAGUCACAAUCCAAUUUUUUUCCUGUAAUGUUUUGAGCCCAACAAAUUCGUCUAAUCCGUCAUAAGUCAAAUGUAAAUCCAAAUAUAGUCCUUUUGAUCAAAGGCUUGCUCCUGUCGUUAAGAAGAUCACGUGGUCCUUCUUCAUUUGGUGACAAAGUCAAACUUGGGAAAUUCCUCCAGAUUUCCUUCUCCAAACCGCUUUUGUAUCUGCUGCUUUUCCACCUCGACUCUAGCCUUCUUCUCGGGCGUAAAAUCGACUAAUUCUCCACCUGAGGCUUGGCUUUUCUUCUUGUACUCUUGCAAUUUCUCCACGAAUAAUUUCUGUAUGGGGUCAGAGGUCUUGUCUUUCGCUAAAACAGCUGCCAUACCGAUGCUUCUUCUACAAGUGGCCAUGAAUGAACCGGUUGUCGGCGAAACAAGACGUGAAAAACGAAAAACUGCCGCCAUAUUCAUGCACCAAAACCAGCUCUGAUAUUCAAAAUGGCGGACAAUCGCUGUGUAUUGCGUGGUCUCGUUUUGAAGAGAAGGCAAUAUCAGUUUAGUCUCCAGUCUUUUUACACGUGAUAGAAAUCUCGGUCAACAUGGCGGACUCAGCGAAAGUUGUGAAAGUCGGCUCGCGUAAAAGUCAGCUUGCACUCAUUCAAACUAAUGUAAUUAUAGAAGAACUAAAGAGGGUUUGUUCUGAUGCAUCAUUUGAAAUUGUGUCAAUGUCUACUGUAGGGGAUAAUAUUUUGGAUAAAGCAUUACCUAAAAUAGGAGAAAAAAGUGUUUUCACAAAGGAAUUAGAAGUUGCUCUAGCUAAUAAAAGUGUACAUUUUGUGGUUCAUUCACUAAAGGAUCUUCCAUCCACUCUACCACCAGGCAUGCUGAUAGGAGCUGUCUUCAGACGAGACAGUCCCUAUGACGUGGCUGUUUUUCAUCCAAAGCACAAAGGUUCUACUCUUGCUUCAUUACCUGAAGGAAGUGUGAUUGGAACAAGUUCACUGAGACGCAGUGCACAGCUAAAAAGAGCUUUCCCACAUUUGAUCAUAGAAGAUGUUCGCGGAAAUCUGAACACAAGGCUAAACAAGCUUGACGCAGGUGAUAAGUAUGAUGCUCUCAUUCUGGCAGCGGCUGGAAUGGAGCGCAUGGGCUGGGCUGAACGUAUUGAGCAGGUUCUUGGUGCUGAUGAAUGCUUGUACGCUGUAGGACAGGGAGCUCUAGCAGUUGAAGUCAAUCUUGACGACAGUCAAACCAUUGAAUUGGUGUCCAAACUGAUAGAUAAUCACACAAGUUUGUGUUGUGCGGCCGAAAGAAACUUCUUAAGAACCUUGGAAGGAGGAUGUAGCGUUCCCAUUGGAGUAACGUCUAGCCUGGAUGGCAAUCAGUUAACCAUUACAGGUGCUGUGUUUAGCUUGGACGGAAAAGAGUGCCUCAAGGCCACUGUAUCUGGAACCCUUCCGGAGCCCGUUGUCCAAGGUGGUAGCUGCCCUCAUGCCGUGCUAACCCAGUCCAGCAUUUAUGUCCCAGAUGGAUUGCGUGACUCUCUUGUCGCAGCUGAGAAAUUAGGAGAGCAGUUAGCGCGAGCUUUGAUCGCCAAAGGAGCCGUUGAAGUGCUGCGUAAAGCUAGAGAAGAAAAGGAUCUCGCACAGCAGUGAAGAAAUCCUGCUUAAACUGACAAUGCUUGUUAGGAUACCUAAAUCUUAAAAUUCCAGCGAGUCUGCAAGACACUUUUGCUCGUCACGCAAUCUCUCCUUGCGUUGGUAACGAGCCAAACAUCUAAUUUUUCCCUACAAUAUCGAAUGCACAAUCCGUCACACAGGUAAUGAGAUUCAAUAAAAUCCUCCACCUGGUCACAGA